This is a messenger RNA of Capronia epimyces CBS 606.96, 663 nucleotides long. RefSeq lists its product as uncharacterized. Lineage: Eukaryota; Fungi; Ascomycota; Eurotiomycetes; Chaetothyriales; Herpotrichiellaceae. Gene Ontology annotation, biological process: autophagy; autophagosome assembly. Gene Ontology annotation, cellular component: phagophore assembly site. The record is from RefSeq and is a predicted model, not a curated record. The coding region runs from base 1 to 663 and encodes 220 amino acids. The transcript has 3 exons.
AUGGAUCCGCGCCGUCACGAAUACAUCCUUGAAGUCUUUGCCGACCAAAGCUUUGUGAGAGACAUUGUCAAAGGAGUCUUGCACACAAUCUUCUUCCACCGAUACUUCCCUCCAGUUCGGCCGUCACUGUAUAUGCCCACGGCCUCAUCAUCUCAUGACUCCUCGCAUCCGACCCAGUCGCUCCCCAUCCCACUUCCAUCCAUCCUUGAUCCGCCCGAAAUCUCCGCCGCGAUCGACUCUCACACUGCCCUUCUCGUCUCUCAAUUGACGCCCCAAUCCCCGACAAGUGCGGCAUCGGGAGGUUCUCGCGGGGAGAUCAUGGUUCGGUUCUAUGACCGAAAGCGUCGAAGGACGGGCAUCACCACCGGCUGGCUGGGCCGCCUGGGUGGAGGGGGUCAGACAGAAGAAGAAGUGUGUUGGGAGGAAUGGUGUGUGCAAGUGAUCGUGGCCAGGCCUCGGAGCGAAGCGGAUCGUAUCAAAGUCCGCAGAGCGAUGGAAUCUUCCCUCCAAAAGACGGCAAUGAAGAUUGUCGCCAUUGUCAACAAAGACAAGGAUCAUAUCCCUCCCAUCACCACAAGCGAUCAGAAUCCCUUCCCUUAUAGGAUAGUGGUCAAUCCCAAGCAGCACGAGAGUGCCGAGAGAGGAUUUGGAAGUUGGAAUUGA